GCACCCAGCCCAGCCAACUCACCCCAGACCCGCCCUGGAUGCCGGUGUUCCUCCCGGAGAAGGUGACGCUGACCUGCCAGGGCUCCGGCGCGCCCGGCCCCACCGACUGGUACAUCAACAAGCAGCUCUGGUGGCGGGCAGGGUCACACCACCUCCAGGUCUCCAAAAACAACCCCGGGGGCAGCACCUACGAGUGCCGCGGCCCCGGCGCCGGGCUCAGCCCUCCCGUCACCCUGAGCUUCUCAAAUGACUGGCUGGUGCUGCAGGUGCCAGCGCAGGCACUGCUGGAGGGGGACGCGCUGCUGCUGCGCUGCCGGGCCUGGAAGGACACGAGGGUCACCCAAGUGCAGUUCUUCCGCGAGCAGGAGGCCACCGUGGGCCACAUCUUUCCGGAGAGGUACAAAUCGGCGCCGGUGACGGUGGCGGUGCAAG
This is a messenger RNA of Fulmarus glacialis (Northern fulmar), 432 nucleotides long. Its product is annotated as Fc receptor-like B. The transcript is spliced from 3 exons. The record is from RefSeq and is a predicted model, not a curated record. NCBI's taxonomy places the organism in Eukaryota, Metazoa, Chordata, Aves, Procellariiformes, Procellariidae. The annotation marks the transcript as partial. Gene Ontology annotation, biological process: cell surface receptor signaling pathway. Gene Ontology annotation, molecular function: transmembrane signaling receptor activity.